CACAAUAGAAGUCUGUUGAAACUUACCGACUACGUAUAAGAGACGGACCCUUGUGCUAGCAUUGCAUCCUGGUUUUCCCGCAUGGUUUGAACGGGGGAAGGAUAUGCAGGAGUUAGAUAUCUCCAGAAACUUGAACAGAGCUUUGCUGCACGGCAGCGCGCACACAAACACUGAGCCCUCGCAUAUACAAACUUUCAACUGCUCAUCGACUGUUAUUACAACAUUAUUACUGGAUGCGCGGACACUGUGGAAAUCGGACACUGUAUCAGCUCAUUGAACUCUAUGAUAAAGCCCCGACACAGAACUUUAACGCCAAGCCACAGCACUAAAACGGCCGAGAGCGGGUUUUCCGUGGUUUCCCAGCCGUCUUGGCACUCCUCAGGACUACAGUCUCUCGCAGAGAGAAUAUCACGCUGACUUUUCUCAAGCGACACGUUGGACUGUUGUAGCAAUGGUCCAGAAAACGAGCAGCACGGAGAAUCCCGAAGCGCUGUUCGCUGGGGAGUCGUCCGAUUCCGGCGCGCUGGAGCUGGACAUGGCUUCCUCCCCGACCCCGGGGUCCACGGCAUCCGGUGGCGACAAGCUCGACCCCGGCUGGUGCAAAACCCCCAGCGGUCACAUCAAGAGACCCAUGAACGCCUUCAUGGUGUGGUCACAAAUCGAAAGGCGCAAAAUUAUGGAGCAGUCGCCGGACAUGCACAACGCGGAGAUCUCCAAGAGACUAGGCAAGCGCUGGAAGCUCCUGAAAGACAGCGACAAGAUCCCCUUCAUCCGAGAGGCGGAGCGGCUCAGACUCAAGCACAUGGCCGACUACCCCGACUACAAGUACCGGCCGAGAAAAAAGGUCAAGUCGAGCGGCUCCAAGCCUAGCGAGAAGGGAGAGAAGAUUAGCGGGAGCAGCUGCGCGAGUGCCGGCUCUAAAUCGUCGUCAAAGAAGAGCGGAAGCUCCAGAGCAACAAGCAAGCUGCACAAAAUAGUUCUGGGGAGCGCGAAGGCAACAUUUCCCGAGCUGGCACCGGCCGAUCACCACUCGCUGUACAAAUCCAAGUCUGCAUCGGCCUCCAAGCAGAUCCCUGACAAGAAGACCAAGCGGGUUUACAUUUUCAGCGGCAUAAGCGCGUCUUCAGCAGCUGUACCCGCCAGUCCGACCCUGAGCAGCUCCGUCGAGUCCAGCGACCCGCUGAGCCUGUACGAGGACGGCGCGACGAGCGGGAAAGAGGGCGCCGACUCCCCCAGCAGCUCGUCCUCUAGGUACACCAGCAUGCGGGCUUCCUCGCCCACCCCGUCCGCCUCGCACUCGUCCUCCUCAUCCCAAUUCUCCUCCUCGUCAGACGAGGAACUCGACGACGACAUGCUGGACGUAAAUCCGAGCCCGGGUUUUGACAGCAUGUCUCUGGGAAGCAUCGGCUCAUCGGUGCUGGACAGAGACUUUGACAUGCAUUUUGAAUCCGGGGCUUCUCACUUCGAGUUCCCCGACUACUGCACCCCUGAGGUGAGUGAAAUGAUUUCAGGGGACUGGUUAGAGUCGACCAUUUCCAACUUGGUGUUCACGGCUCACGUGCUGAACUAGAAAAAGUUGCGGAACUACGCGUGAGGAAGAAUAUUUGAACAAAAAGGGAUUGCAGACAAGUUUGUUUGUAAAAUAAGCCACCAUGUGAGGAGUCCCGCCUGAAGCGCCGAUAUAAACAAAAGCUGCAACGCUGACAGGAUGGAAAAGUGCCGCGAAACAUUUCGUCGCGAGACGGCUCUAGUCAUUUCCCCGCGUUUGGCACGUGCGGCAAAAGGACGAAAUUCACGAGGAGUGACUACUGAGAAAAUCUGAAAACUCGAAUCUGAACUGGAAAACUGUGAUUGAUUUGCACGUACAUGAAGGCGGGCGUAUGUCUGUUUUUAAUCUUUUUUUUUUUUUUUUUUAUACUCAAAAAGAGACGUUUAAUAACUUUAACUAUUCACCUUGUGAACUCCAUUGCUUUAGAGGUACUGAAAUAUGGGCUGUUUUUCACCCUGACGGAUUUAUUAAACAAGGUGGGUUGACAGAAUACACACAUAAAAAGAAAACGAAAAAAAGAAACGCAUGUUACUCGUCCUCUCUUGUGUUGAGAUUUCUGUAGCAUUAUUUAAAUGGAUAGAUGGCGCUAAGUUUGAUUUCCUACUCGCGGGGGAAAAAAUCACCAGCUGUUUUCAUUCUUAACUUCAGGAUUCAAACACAAAAUCAGAUCUGUGCUGAACUUUAUAUACUCUCGUCUAUUCAGGACCAAAACUCUUUAAGUUGUUCGUUUUCCGGAAGCAUUGAGACAUACUGUUGAUUUGUCAUUGUUGCCCGCCCCCCUCCUGUGUUAUUUAGAUGCCAUUUUUUCUAUGGAUGUAUUUAUAUACUGGCCAAACAUUUUGUCUUCUUAUGUUCUCGUAAGUACACUCGCAUCUGUCUGUCUCCUUCUCCGAAGAAGGGCUAGAGUUUUAACCGUUUUUUUCUUUUCUUUUUUAUAUAUUUAAAAGUAGACUUUUGACACUUAAAGAGAGGAAACGUUUGAUUAUUUUCUCAGUGUAUUUUUGUACAGAUAUAUAUAAAAGGGGGGGUGUCGAUCGGUGUUAUCGCUGUUUUUGGAUUUCCUCAUUUUUAAAGCCAGGUGGGUCUCUGAAUCGACCUCCUGUUUCAUGUUUACAGUUUCAAUCUGCAGGCGUCUUAAAGACACACAAACACACUUCAAAGCCCAGUUCAAGCCAACAUGCGCUUCGUUUCUACAUUUCCUCUGAUCGUGCCGAAUUAACCUGAUUGUAGCUUUAAAAGGAUCGCUUUUCUUGACGUUUUAUAUCUCGAGAAACCACUGGAUGGAAAAGUCGUUACACAUAUUCAAAUGGCCGAGUUGAGUUUCGCGACGGUUCUGUACUGCGUUCCUCAUUGUAUUUGAAUAUUUAAUCUUUUCUACUUGUCAGAUAAGUAUAGCUAUAGCUAAUUGUUUUAGUAUCUUCAGGCAUGGUGAAUAGAUUUGUAUUUCUUAUUCAGGUUUAUACUAGCUGUUGUGUUAAAAAAAGGAAGUGAGAAAAGAAAAAAAAAGAAGGAAAAAAUCAUCUUUGUACAGCUGUAUCAUAGGCAAAAAAGAUUGUGUGUUUAUGUAUGUUGUUGCGCUUUAUCUCGACAGGCACUAGAACAGCUAUCUGUAUACAUCCUUGCUUACCUUCUUAAUUUCAAGAUGGCUGUUAAGGAUUUUAUAUAUAUAUAUAUAUAUAUAAUAUAUGUGUGUGUGUGUGUGUGUGUGUGUGUAUACACACACACACACACACACACACACACACAUAAAUACACAGUUGAAAUAUAUUAACUUUAUUUUCAUCCAUUCUGUGCAAUAUGCUGUGUAGAAAUAUUGUUUUUGUCUAAUCAUGCCAUAACACAUUUUUGAGGGGAAGUCUCAUGCCAGCUUAUUGUGUCAAGUCACUGCCUGUCAGAUUGUUCAUAUACUCCUGUACAGAACUUUUUUCAUAAAGGAAAUAAACUCAGCUGGAACUGAACCCUAAACACUG
Myxocyprinus asiaticus (Chinese sucker) is the source of this 3519-nucleotide messenger RNA. Its product is annotated as transcription factor SOX-4-like. Bases 452 to 1570 code for a protein of 372 amino acids. Gene Ontology annotation, biological process: cell differentiation; anatomical structure morphogenesis; positive regulation of transcription by RNA polymerase II. The transcript has a single exon. NCBI's taxonomy places the organism in Eukaryota, Metazoa, Chordata, Actinopteri, Cypriniformes, Catostomidae. The record is from RefSeq and is a predicted model, not a curated record. Gene Ontology annotation, molecular function: DNA-binding transcription activator activity, RNA polymerase II-specific; RNA polymerase II cis-regulatory region sequence-specific DNA binding.